AGCAACCGCGCAGUAAAGUCCUGAACUGGAAGGGAUGCACCUUCACACGAUGACUAUCGAGUCGUUGGAGACGGCGCACCAUCGACACUUCCUGUGGGCGCUUUGGCGACAGGUCGAGGGCAUUGUGACCGGACCCCGCUUAAGCAGAGCGGCCGCGUGCCAGACCAUGCAUCAGGUUGGGAGUUUCUCAUCGAUCGAAGCGUCGCACAAGGAAGCUGCUCUCUGCGGUGGUGCUCCCAAACGUCCUUAUGUAUAGAUACAAAAGCAAUGCAUCACAAUCCUUCCUCCCGAGCUUCGCAACAGCAUCUGUGGACGUACAUUCGCGCCAAGAAGAUCAGACACGUCAAGACUAGCUUCAGUCAUAAGAAUGGCGCCGUUAUAUGGCGCCCUUUCGUUUGCGUGUCGGAGAAGGACGACAUGGCGUUCGCCAAACGCACCAAGAUCGCUUCUCAACAGCCCUCGGCCCAGCGACCGAGCGAUGAUCGUCAAGGCCUUGCUUGCCGUCCUCACCAGUACUGUCGCAUGACUGUCUGCAUACUGAGAAGCGCUGGGCGAGAGUGCUGCAAUCGUGUUGCUUAACUCAGCAAUAGGCUACCCUCCUGCCAUUUCACAACAGCAUCUUC
Molecule: messenger RNA, 623 nt
Organism: Baudoinia panamericana UAMH 10762
Lineage: Eukaryota; Fungi; Ascomycota; Dothideomycetes; Mycosphaerellales; Teratosphaeriaceae
Exons: 2
Coding region: 268-579 (103 amino acids)
Source: RefSeq, a predicted model, not a curated record